Messenger RNA from Arachis duranensis, 1803 nucleotides. Its product is annotated as uridine/cytidine kinase UKL1, chloroplastic. The record is from RefSeq and is a predicted model, not a curated record. Bases 134 to 1609 code for a protein of 491 amino acids. Gene Ontology annotation, cellular component: cytoplasm; chloroplast. The transcript has 13 exons. Gene Ontology annotation, molecular function: kinase activity; ATP binding. Lineage: Eukaryota; Viridiplantae; Streptophyta; Magnoliopsida; Fabales; Fabaceae.
GGCACAAUACAAACACCAACCUUGACCAAAUUCAACUUCACUCCACCACCACUGCCUUCUCCACAAAUAUCAAAACACAAGAAGCAGCAUCUCAACUCUCAACAUAACAUAACAUUGACAGAGCGAGCCAGAGAUGCCGGAGGAAACCACGUCGAUCGACUAUGUCAUGGAGGCAGCCUCGGGGCCACACUUCUCCGGUCUCCGCCUCGACGGCCUCCUCUCCUCCCCGCCUCUCAACCAGCCCUUCGUUAUUGGUGUUUCUGGAGGUACUGCUUCUGGGAAGACCACUGUCUGCGACAUGAUUAUUCAGCAGCUUCACGAUCACCGCGUUGUUCUUGUCAAUCAGGAUUCAUUUUACCGUGGUUUGAGACCUGAAGAGUUGGAAAGAGUUCACGAGUACAAUUUUGAUCAUCCAGAUGCCUUUGACACCGAACAGCUAUUAGAGUGCAUGAGAAAGCUUAUUGCUGGCCAGAGUGUGCAGGUGCCAAUUUAUGACUUUAAGAAGCACCAACGGUGUUCAGAUAGUUUUCGGCAGGUCAAUGCUUCUGAUGUCAUUAUAUUGGAGGGAAUUCUUGUAUUCCAUGAUCAGGAUGUCCGGGAUUUAAUGAACAUGAAGAUCUUUGUUGACACAGAUGCUGAUGUGAGACUAGCUCGUAGGAUUAGACGUGACACAGUGGAGCGAGGGAGGGACAUAAACUCUGUUCUUGAACAGUACGCAAAGUUUGUUAAGCCUGCCUUUGAUGAUUUUGUUCUACCGUCAAAGAAGUAUGCUGAUGUGAUCAUUCCUCGGGGAGGUGAUAAUCAUGUUGCCAUUGAUUUGAUCGUGCAACAUAUCCGCACAAAGCUUGGUCAACAUGAUCUGUGCAAAAUAUAUCCAAAUGUUUAUGUUAUUCAAUCAACAUUCCAGAUAAGGGGGAUGCAUACAUUGAUUCGUGACAAAGACAUAUCAAAGCAUGAUUUCGUAUUUUAUUCUGAUCGGCUUAUUCGUCUGGUUGUUGAGCAUGGUCUUGGUCAUCUCCCAUUCACCGAAAAGCAAGUCGUUACUCCAACAGGAUCUGUCUACACUGGUGUUGAUUUCUGCAAGAAACUAUGCGGUGUUUCAAUUGUUCGAAGUGGUGAGAGCAUGGAGAAUGCACUUCGCGCAUGUUGUAAGGGCAUUAAAAUAGGGAAAAUUCUGAUUCAUCGGGAUGGAGACGAUGGACAACAGGUAUAUAAAACUUUCAGAACAGAAGUGACUUAUAGGAGAGACCUCAUCUAUAGGAUGGAUGUUGUGUUUAAUGGUAGAAUCCUUUGCUUUUUUGAGCAGCUUAUAUAUGAGAAGCUUCCCAAGGAUAUUUCAGAACGGCAUGUCUUGCUUCUCGAUCCUGUCCUUGCUACAGGUAACUCCGCCAACCAAGCAAUUGAGUUACUCAUUCAGAAAGGAGUUCCAGAGUCCCACAUUAUAUUCCUGAAUCUCAUUUCUGCUCCUGAGGGGAUCCAUUGUGUGUGUAAACGGUUUCCCUCACUGAAAAUUGUCACAUCUGAGAUUGAUGCCGCCUUAAACGAUGAGUUUCGGGUUAUCCCUGGAUUGGGGGAGUUUGGGGAUCGCUACUUUGGUACAGAUGAUUGAUUCUACAGGCUAAGUGUAACCUGAUCUAUUUGGGUAGGCUGCGUAGUCAUAAGAAAUGAAAAGGAGAACAAUGCAUUGUAAUGAGAUAUAAAAGAUUCAGAAGCCGACUUUGUCUAUGAUUUGGUGCAACCAGAUUAAAAUAAAAACGAGCGUAACUCACUGUUAUAUUGAUAAUGCAUGAGUGGUUUUCAUCA